This is a messenger RNA of Cololabis saira (Pacific saury), 2901 nucleotides long. RefSeq names its product fibroblast growth factor 14 (gene fgf14). The coding region runs from base 372 to 1019 and encodes 215 amino acids. Lineage: Eukaryota; Metazoa; Chordata; Actinopteri; Beloniformes; Belonidae. Gene Ontology annotation, molecular function: growth factor activity; fibroblast growth factor receptor binding. Gene Ontology annotation, cellular component: cytoplasm. The transcript is spliced from 5 exons. The record is from RefSeq and is a predicted model, not a curated record. Gene Ontology annotation, biological process: positive regulation of protein phosphorylation; animal organ morphogenesis; positive regulation of gene expression.
CCGGACUCUGGACCGUAUCUGGACUGUCUCCGGACUCCUGGACCCGGACCCGAACCCCGGACCGCCUCCCGGUGCGCCACAUGCCAUGAGCAGGUCUGCUGUAGACCAGAUCCUGGGGCUCCCUUGAUCAGCAGGACCAGGAUCUGGGGAUCCAGCAGGACCAGGGUCUGGGCCACCCAGGAUCCAGCAGGACCGGGAUCUGGGCCACGCACGGUCCUAUGAGGUUCUGGAGCGCGCAGCGGGGCAGCACCGGGGGGUUGUGGUUCUGCAGCACCGGGGGGUUGUGGUUCUGCAGCACCGGGGGGUUGUGGUUCUGCAGCACCGGGGGGUUCUGAGCCUCUGAGCCGCGGGACCGGGUCCGAGCCAAGUCGAUGUGGAUUCUUUGGAGCUUUCUCAGCAAAGGAACGCAUAUGCUGCAGUGUCUUUGUGGCAAGAGUCUCAAGAAAAACAAGAAUCCCAGUGAUCCCCAGCUCAAGGGUAUAGUGACCAGGUUAUACUGCAGGCAGGGAUUCUACUUGCAAAUGAACCCCGACGGCUCUCUUGAUGGGACAAAGGAUGACAGCAGUAAUUCUUCUUUGUUUAACCUUAUUCCUGUGGGCCUCCGAGUCGUCGCCAUCCAGUCAGUGAAGACAGGGCUGUACACCGCCAUGAACGGGGAGGGCCAUCUCUACACAUCAGAACUCUUCACUGCAGAAUGCAAGUUCAAGGAGUCGGUGUUCGAGAACUACUACGUGAUCUACUCGUCCAUGUUGUACCGGCAGCAGGAGUCGGGGAGAGCGUGGUUCCUCGGGCUCAAUAAGGACGGCCAAGCCAUGAAGGGGAACCGGGUGAAGAAAACCAAACCAGCUGCUCACUUCCUGCCCAAGCCAUUAGAAGUUGCGAUGUACCGAGAGCCGUCGCUGCACGACGUUGGGGAGACGGUCGCCAAGGCGGCGGCUGCUCCGAGCAAAAGCACAAGCGAACCGGCCGUGAUGAACGGAGGCAAACCAGUCAGCAAGCCGGACAAGCCGCCCACAUAGUGUGUGAGGGUGUGUGAGUGUGUGUGUGUUUGAGUUAGUGUGUGAGUGUGUGUGUAGGGGAGGAAUCCAACAGGGACGGGACUUUAUUGAACUGAACUUGAUUCUGUAUUCGGUGGAUAACAUCCAAACCCCCCACCCCCCCUCCCUGUCCGGGGGGGCGGGGACCUCUGAUCAUGGAAUGAUGUCACAGGAAUAUCACUGGUUUCACAAAGACACUUCCUGCCCCCCCACCCCCCUGACUUCCUGUUCCAGCAGCAUCGGUGGACCUCCAGAUCUAUUUUCGAUACCACAGUUCACCAGCUCCGUUCUGGGAUAGAGACUGUAUAGAUAGAGCAAAUAUUUGGACUAUUGUCCUAUAUUUUUUACAUGUACGUUCCCUUCUCCUCCUCUUUCUAUCUCUAGCUACACGACAUUCUCUUCGUCAAAGCGACGCGGAGAAGAGGAACCCGUUUUACAAAGCGAGUCGUGUGAUUUUCUAAGAAACACAUCACUGCAGAUGUUGCAUAAAAGGCAAAAAAUAUAUAUAAAUCGAUAUAAAACAGUCCAAAAUGUACUUUUCUGCCUUCAACGCGCAAACACACACCUGAUUAACAAAGAAACGUCACACAAAGUUUAUGUUAAGUUUUAUUUACAGCCCAUAUAAACACCAGAGAAAGACGGAUCGCUCCUGCAAUCAGAGUUGAUGAAGUGCUAAUUAGCGCCGCCGCGAUCGAUGCGAGGAGCUCCCUCCGCACGAGCAGCUGGACCGGUGGAUCGAUACCCGGGUCCCGGCGGGGCGUCGCUCCGCCUCCUCUGGUCCACGCACAGGCCGACUGUUUUAGGAGCUUUGACACCUGUGGCCCGUUUGGAGAAGUUGUCCCGAAACAGGGAGCGUUUCCACCUAAAGAUCGAUUGGUUUGGUACAUGUGGACACGGCAAUGGGAUGCAAAACAAGCGAGCCGAGGUCCUAGGAGAGGAGGUCUAGGCCUAGGAGAGGUGGUCUAGGAGAGGUGGUCUAGGUCUAGGAGAAGUGGUUUAGGUCUAGGAGAGGAGGUCUAGGUCUAGGAGAGGUGGUCUAGGUCUAGGAGAGAUCGUCUAGGAGAGGAAAUGUCAUGCGCCAACCAACUGUUCUCUCAUUUGUCAGAAAUUAAGGAAGGAGUUUCCUCUUCCGUACCCCUGGAAAAACUAGGGUUAGGGUUAGGGUUAGGAUAAACUAUGGAGCAUCGUAAGCGAGUGUUGAACCAGUUAUGAGUGAGUUGUGUCGGUUGCUGUGUCGAUUCUGUUCCCACUGCAAACGAACCGCUCCAGGUCUGGAAUGGAAGCGAGCCGAGAACCGAACCCUAACCUGUUGCUACUCCUGUCAAAGUCGUCUAAAACGCCUAUCCAAGGCAAACCCAAAGUCAAUUGAAAGCUGUUCUUGAACCGUUGGAAGUACAUGGAUGGUUUUGGUCUCUUUUGGAAGGUAACACUCUGAGGUUUCCCCCCCAACAGAAUCACUGUAAGUGCUACUAGCAUUGAGUAAUCUAAGUUUGAACACACUGAAAUAGAAGGUUUUUAUUUCAGACGGAAAUUUGUUUUGUAAUCAGAUGUCUGCAGAUGAAUCUGUGACUUAUUAGCUGGGAAACACACUGAGACCACAGCAUGAAACCUUAUCUAGUGCAAUUUCAAAUUUGAUAACAAUACCACAAAAAAUUUGUAUUUUACACAUGUUCUUGUAACAUUAUGUCUAAACCUUUCCAAAAAUGGCCAUUUGGAGAUGCCAAAAAUAAACUUGGAUAAACAUGGGCAUAACUCUUGAACCUUUCAACAUACAGUCAUAAUUUUGGCCUCUAAUGAAAGCUGACACUUAGAGGUAUCCUAUCAUAUCCAGAUUCACUAUCAAUAUUGCUGAAAUAUAUAUAAA